AUGGCACGCCCUUCUAAUUAUUCUGAUCAACAAGCUCUCAUUGCUUUCAAGGGGUCUCUGCUUCUCGAUCCAUUUAAUUCCCUCCUUCAUUGGUCUCGCAAUCACACAUUCUGCAAUUGGACUGGUGUUACCUGUUCUUCUGCUCGGCAGCGUCUUGUUUCCUUGAAUCUCACAAGCAUGGGAUUAAUUGGCCCAAUCUCUCCCUUUCUCGGAAAUCUUUCCUUCCUUAGAGUACUUGCUCUCCCUAAUAAUAGUUUGGAGGGCCAUAUUCCAUAUCAGCUUGGAAGGCUAUUCCGCUUGAGAGUGCUUCGGUUGUCUAAAAACAAUUUGGAAGGUCACAUUCCCUCCUCUCUAGGAGCCUGUCGUUCUUUGCAAUCUCUCAUACUGUCGUUUAACAAUUUGAGUGGAAACAUUCCCUCUGAACUUGGUCUUCUUUCAAAUUUAGAAAUCAUGUACUUAGGAUUUAACAACUUGACAGGCAUUAUCCCGCCUUUCUUAGGAAACCUGUCCUUUUUAAUUAGGCUUGAUUUAGGCGGAAAUAGACUCCAAGGUAGUAUUCCUGCUGAGUUGGGUAUGCUUAGUCAGCUCAUCAGGCUUUCAAUUGACAGCAAUAGCUUAACAGGACCGAUCCCCGUGGCCGUUUCAAAUUGCACUCGUCUCCAAGUGUUGGUGUUAAGUCAGAACAACUUAAACGGCCCAAUUCCAUGGGAGUUUGGAAGGCUGUCAGAGUUGCAAUAUGUGUAUUUGUGGGGAAACCAACUCACUGGAGAAAUACCCAUCUCACUGGGCAAUUGGACUCACCUGCAACGGUUGGAUUUGAGUGGCAACCAAUUGAGCAGCACAGUGCCCCUGGAAUUCGGGCAAAUGCAGCAGCUGAAAGGGUUAAAUUUGUGGCAAAAUCAUUUAGGGAGUGGAAGCAGUGGUUUGUCUAUUCUAACAUUCUUAACUAAUUGCUCCAGCUUGGCAUUUCUUGAUUUGGGAUCUAAUUAUCUCACUGGCAUCUUGCCCAUUUCAAUUGGUCGCCUUUCAAAUUCACUUUCAUACUUAGAUUUGUGGUCAAAUGAAAUUGGGGGAAAUAUACCAGAUGAGAUUGGUAAUCUAACAAAUUUGACAGAAGUACACCUAGAUGCAAACCGAUUCAAAGGGACCAUUCCAUCUGCACUCAGUAAACUUCCGAAUUUGGAGAGACUAACUUUGGACACAAACAAUUUACACGGAAGAAUUCCAAAAAGUUUUGGCCAAUCAAAAAGACUUGGAUUGUUGUCACUCAGCGAGAACAUGCUUUCAGGACAAAUUCCAGAAAGUCUUGGCAAGCUUCCACAAUUAAGAAGGCUUUAUCUUCAUCACAAUCAGCUAUCAGGGAAAAUACCUGCCAGUUUAGGGAGAUGCAAGACGUUGGAAAUGGUGGACUUGGCGCAUAACAAGCUAACAGGAAAUAUACCUCCUGAAGUUGCAGGUCUUCAGAAUCUCCAGUUCUAUUUCAACGUUUCCGGAAAUUUAUUGCAAGGUUCUAUUUUGGAAAUGAGCAAAAUGAUUAUGGUUUUAGCCAUAGAUGUUUCUCAAAACAAUUUCUCUGGUAGCAUUCCCAGUGCAUUGGCAAGUUGCAAGGGGCUGGAAUAUCUAAAUCUUUCUGGAAAUGCAUUUGAGGGGCCAAUCCCUGCAUCACUAUCAGAUUUGCAAAAUCUGAAGUACAUGGAUCUUUCUUGCAAUAAUUUGUCGGGUACAAUACCGGUGGCUUUCAAAAAGAUGAAAAUGCUCCAACACCUCAAUCUCUCUUCAAACAGGUUAACUGGAGAGGUCCCAAAGGGAGGAGCUUUCGCAACACUUGAUGCCUCAGAAGUUACGAAAAAUCUUGGCCUCUGUGGUAGAUGGAUAAACUUGCCGCCAUGCUCUCAUCCUAAUCACAAACAUCCAUCAGUCUCCAAAAAGGUAAUAAUUCCUGUUGUAGUCGGCAUUGCAAUUUUUAUUAUGUCUCUUCUACUGGUAGUAUUUUCCUAUAGAUCAUGUAGACAUUCCAGUGUCCCUGCUCUUAACGUAUGGCCUCCAAAAAUUUCAUAUGAAGAACUUGUAAAUGCAACUGGUGGGUUCAAUGAUGAAAAUCUUUUAGGAAUGGGCAGUUUUGGAUCUGUUUAUAAAGGGAUUCUAAAGAAUGGUACAAAUAUUGCUGUUAAAGUUCUCAAGUUGCAAGAUGAACAUGCUCACCAAAGUUUCAGCAGAGAAUGCAAUGUAUUAAAGAGAGUUCGGCAUCGGAAUGUAAUUAAAAUCAUUUCAGCAUGCUCCAGCCUUGAUUUUAAAGCCUUAAUUCUUCCAUUCAUGUCAAAUGGAAGUUUAGAGAAAUGGCUAUACCCUCCUGAAGGGGGUGGAUGCAGAUUAAAUUUGAGUGAUCGAAUAAGGAUAGCAAUGGAAAUAGCACAAGGAAUGGCAUACCUUCACCAUUAUUGUUUUGUUCAAGUGAUUCACUGUGACCUCAAGCCCAACAAUGUUCUAUUAGGAGAUGACAUGACUUCAUGCAUAACAGAUUUUGGCAUUUCCAAUAUUAUUUUGGGAAAUUCUAUGGAUUCUUUGACUUCUACAGAUGCACUUAAAGGAUCUGUUGGCUACAUUGCACCGGAGUAUGGAAUGGGUGGAAAUCUUACUACGAAAGGAGAUGUGUACAGUUAUGGAAUUUUGAUUUUAGAGUUGUUGACAAGGAAGAGACCAACAGAGGAUAUAUUCAGUGAAGGAAUGAAUCUACAAAAAUGGAUAGAAAUGAAUUUUCCUAAUAGAAUCUCAGAUGUGGUGGAUAAUUUUCUGCUAAUAGAUGCUCAUGAAUCAGAGACAUCAAUGGUAAUCGAAUGCCUUACUCAAUUUAUAAAAAUUGGGUUGUUUUGCACAAGGGAAGCACCUCAAGAGCGACCAGAUAUGACUGAGAUAAUUGAUAGAUUAAAUGCAAUUAGAGGUGCAUUUAUUGGUACUCCUAAAACUCCUCAAUUACCAAUAGAUAUCACACCUUUUAUUGAUAAUGAAAGAAAUAUGAAAAUGCCUGGGAGGGAAAAUAGGGGAAGUUCGUCUAUACAUCGGUGGGCUAAUAUCGGUGUGGCACGAUAUUGGGAAGGAAAUAUCUUAGCAAUGGGAGCUCAGAAGCUUGAAGAGAGGACGAACAACGAGGCAGAAGUGGUGGGUGUUUCGUCAAAGUGGGCGGCCUCAUUAAAUAUUGAUUGCAAUGAGGUGGUGUGGGAGGAUUACCGAGGAUUGAAUACUAAUGAAAUUGGAGUAAAACGGGUGCUCACACUUAGAUGCGGACACUCAUGGGUUUGCAUGGGCGCUCACACUAGUGCACGGGUGCUCGUGUUGAUGGAGGUUGGAAGGAGGGCUAGAAAGCCGAAGAUGGGGUCGUUGGCUUCGAGGGAGCAAUGGCCUGCUACGAUGAGCUUAUAUUGGGAGUUAGGCUGUGAUGAGCUCGAGGUGCUAGCCACUCUUGGAUUAAAUUAUAUGGGCAGGGAGUAUGCCAGUUUAUCUGCAGGAGUGACACUUCUUCAUAUCUGGGCUUCAGAGCACAUUACAAAUGGCCAGACAGCUCGGGAAGGUUCAGGAUAUAGUGGGAGAUAUCCAGUGUAUCCUCGGAUUAUAAGGGGGGUGAGGUAUUGGGGCCCAACGGAGCACGAUACUACUCGGGCGAGGCUCCAUUCUGUUGAGGAUGAGCUACAAACAGAUAGGGCUGGGAGGGAGAGUAUGGGCGCAGAGGUGGAGUGGCUGAUGCAGGAGAUAUUAGAUUUGACAGAGAGCCUCCAUACUAUGAGGACAGAGGUAGAUGCCUUAAGGAAGGAGAGGGAGGAGUCGGAGAGGAUGCUAGAGGAGGCUCGGAUAGGGACAACUAUAGUGGGCCUUCAGGAUGUUAUUCAUCGAGAGGAUGCCGAGUUAGCAGGGCUUUAG
Messenger RNA from Cryptomeria japonica (Japanese cedar), 3912 nucleotides. Its product is annotated as receptor kinase-like protein Xa21. Gene Ontology annotation, biological process: protein phosphorylation; hormone-mediated signaling pathway. NCBI's taxonomy places the organism in Eukaryota, Viridiplantae, Streptophyta, Pinopsida, Cupressales, Cupressaceae. The record is from RefSeq and is a predicted model, not a curated record. The transcript has 9 exons. Gene Ontology annotation, cellular component: plasma membrane. Bases 1 to 3912 code for a protein of 1303 amino acids. Gene Ontology annotation, molecular function: protein kinase activity; ATP binding; protein binding.